This is a messenger RNA of Sciurus carolinensis (gray squirrel), 1578 nucleotides long. It is a transcript of the gene Dorip1, whose product is annotated as chromosome 2 C14orf28 homolog. The record is from RefSeq and is a predicted model, not a curated record. The transcript is spliced from 5 exons. Lineage: Eukaryota; Metazoa; Chordata; Mammalia; Rodentia; Sciuridae. The coding region runs from base 361 to 1293 and encodes 310 amino acids.
CGUCUUCACGCCUGCGCAGGAGCGCUGUUAAGCAGCUGGACACUGGGGUCGGGGGGAGGGGGGCGGAGGUCGGGCCGAAUCUUCCUCCGUAAUAAGAAGCGACGUGUCCUGCUUCCCGCGGUCCUGGCUCCUUGGGUCCGGUCGGAUCUGGCCUGGGCGCUGGAGCUGCUGUGGCUCCCACCGCGGCGGGUGCGAUGGAGGCCGUGCCGGAGCCCAGCACUCACUCCGGGGGAGGCCGAGUCAACCCGCGGUGCUAGUAGAUGAGACGGCGGCGGCGGCGGUGGCAGCCCAGGCUCUCCAUGAGCAAGCGGCGGCGGCGACGGGUGCGGCGGCACCGGCGGUUUUCGGUCCCCGGGGAGGAUGAAGACACUGUUUGAAGAGAUCAAAGCAUCAAUUAAAAAUAACUAUAACCAAGAUCGAUCAUUUUGGAGGCCUGUUCUUCCUUGGGGAGGUGUUUUUACUAUCAAAGCUGGCCGCAAAGCAGUAUCCUGUACACCACUCUAUGUUGAAAUAAGACUGAAAAACACCUGCACCAUAGAUGGAUUCUUGAUGUUAUUAUAUGUCAUUCUUAAUGAAAAUGAAAAUUUUCCUAGGGAACUCUCUCUUCAUUUUGGUAGAGAGUUUGUAGACUGUUUUCUUUAUUUAAUGGACACCUAUAGUUUUACAACUGUGAAGCUACUUUGGAUUUGGGACAAGAUGGAAAAACAGCAAUACAAAUCUGAAGUUCAUAAAGCUUCAUUAAUAAUUGAUUUGUUUGGGAACGAGCAUGAUAACUUUACAAAAAAUCUUGAAAAUCUCAUGUCUACCAUUCAAGAGAGUUACUGUUCCAACUGGCGAUGCCCAACUCGAGUACAGGAAGAUCAGCAGCGCACAAUUAAUAUAAAUCCUCCUCAAGAAAUUCCACAUGGAAACUUGAUACGACUGGCUGUGGAUGAGUUAUUCUGUUCUAAGAUUGAACUGUGUGAAGAGCGUGGGUGUGGUGGCUUAAGAGAAUUUUCCCAGCGAGUUUUCUGCCAUGGCGCACCCCCUUUUGUUGUCCUAAAUAUGCAGCAUUGGAAAUCUGAAGAUCUGGCAUAUGUACCAUAUUAUUUGGAUUUAUCCGAUCACAAGUAUUUGUUGGAAGGUGCCACAUUAUUUAAUAAAGAAGAACAUCAUUAUUCUGCAGCUUUCCAAAUUGAUGGACAUUGGAUGCACUAUGAUGGCCUCAGAAAUGUGAAUUUAAUUUUGUUAAAUAAACCCCCAGAGUUUCUCCUCUUGUCAUCAUUGGUUUAUAUUCGAGCAACAGAGAAAUAAAUAUAGACUGAUGCUAAAUUAAAUUGUUUUCCCGCCUGCCCAUGCUCCCCUAGAUGAAGGGCUUUUAUUUUGUGUAUACUUGGUAUCCAAGGAAAUAGUUCAACUAUACUAGUUUCACAGGUGUAUUUUCCAGUGUUUAACCCAGGUAAAUGUUUUAUAUUGAAAAUCUAUGCAAAAAUGUUUGUAUUUCUUUUUUAUAAUUUCCUGGGUUAUUUUUAUACAAGCAUAUUUUAUGUUAAAAUAAAAUAUAUAUCUUGUGGCCUUUGUAUUUUUUAUUUAUAUGUA